Molecule: messenger RNA, 4102 nt
Organism: Gymnodraco acuticeps
Lineage: Eukaryota; Metazoa; Chordata; Actinopteri; Perciformes; Bathydraconidae
Gene: dnajc27
Product: DnaJ (Hsp40) homolog, subfamily C, member 27
Exons: 7
Coding region: 103-924 (273 amino acids)
Molecular function (GO): GTPase activity; GTP binding
Source: RefSeq, a predicted model, not a curated record
GUCGUGUGUUAGCUCCAGAGCGGCUAGCUUUAGCUCUGCGUGCUAACAGCAACAACAGCAGUUUUUAAGCUGAAUUGUGAAAUAAAAGCCAUUAAUAACAACAUGGAGAGCUCGGCUCCGAAGAGGCGGGAGAGCAAGAAGUCUCUGCGGGUGAAAGUCAUCAGUCUGGGCAACGCGGAGGUCGGGAAGAGCUGCAUUAUUAAACGUUAUUGUGAGAAGAGGUUUGUUCCUAAAUAUCUGGCGACCAUCGGCAUCGACUAUGGCGUCACAAAAGUUCAGGUCCGCGACAGAGAAAUCAAGGUGAACAUCUUCGACAUGGCCGGACAUCCCUUCUUCUACGAAGUGCGUAAUGAGUUCUAUAAGGACUCCCAGGGUGUGCUUCUGGUGUACGACGUGGGUCUGAGGGAGAGUUUCGAGGCGUUGGACAGCUGGCUCGGGGAGAUGAAACAGGAAAUGGGGUCUCAGGCGAACAUGGACAGCAUCGUGUUCGUGGUCUGCGCUAAUAAGGUGGACCUGACGAAGAGACGUGUGGUCGAUGAAGGCGAGGGACGACUCUUCGCUGAGUCUCGAGGGUUUCAUUACUUUGAGACGUCAGCGCAGAGCGGCGAGGGGAUCAACGAGAUGUUCCAGGCGUUCUUCUCCUCCAUCACCGACAUGUGUGAGAACGGAGGAAAGCGUCCGGUGACGGAGCUCAGCGUGGGGUUCACUAAAGAGCAGGCGGACACCAUCAGACGCAUCAGAAACAGCAAGGAUUCCUGGGACAUGCUGGGGGUCAAACCAGGGGCCACACGGGAGGAAGUGAACAAGGCGUACAGGAAGUUGGCAGUGUUGCUUCAUCCUGAUAAAUGUGUUGCCCCCGGCAGCGAAGACGCCUUCAAGGCCGUGGUGAACGCUCGCACCUCACUACUGAAGAACAUCAAAUAACACACACUUCACUCUGAUUGGACGUCCCAUGCUCGACCAAUCACACGCAGCCGCUCCAACAGUGGUUAUUUAUUUAUUUAUUGUAAAGGUGUGUGUGCCAACAUCCGGUUUAACUUAUUUACACUUGAUCUGGACUGGCCUCUGUUGCUGUUAGAGGAAGACGAGGAAGACGAGGAAGAGUCAGAGCGGUUCAAUAUUAUAGAAACGUGUUAAAAACUUCCAUCUUAAAGCCUGUUUGCCAAAUCUAUACGAGUUAAAUCUGUUCUGCAUGAAUAAUAUCAACUUUUAUACUUCCUAACACAAGCUCCUCCAGUUUUAGUUCCCUGAAGCGACGUUAGUUCCCUGAAGCGACUUUAGUUCCCUGAAGCGACUUUAGUUCCCUAAAGUGACUUUAGUUCCCUAAAGCGACUUUAGUUCCCUGAGGUGACUUUAGUUCCGUAAAGUGACUUUAGUUCCCUAAAGUGACUUUAGUUCCCUGAGGCGACUUUAGUUCCGUAAAGUGACUUUAGUUCCCUGAAGCGACUUUAGUUCCCUGAAGCGACUUUAGUUCCCUAGAGUUACUUUAGUUCCCUGAAGCGACUUUAGUUCCCUGAAGUGAUUUUAGUUCCCUGAAGCGACUUUAGUUCCCCAAGGUGACUGCAGUUCCAUAAAGUGACGUUAGUUCCCUAAAGCGACUUUAGUUCCUUAAAGUGACUUUUGUUCCCUGAAGCAACGUUAGUUCCCUGAAGCGACAUUAGUUCCCUAGAGUUACUUUAGUUCCCUGAAGCGACUUUAGUUCCGUAAAGUGACUUUAGUUCCCUGAAGUGAUUUUAGUUCCCUGAAGCGACUUUAGUUCCCCAAGGUGACUGCAGUUCCAUAAAGUGAUGUUAGUUCCCUAAAGCGACUUUAGUUCCUUAAAGUGACUUUUGUUCCCUGAAGCAACGUUAGUUCCCUGAGGUGACUUUAGUUCCCUGAAACGAUGUUACUUCCCUAAAGUGACUUUGGUUCCCUAAAGUGACUUUGGUUCCCUGAAGCGACGUUAGUUCCCUGAAGUGACGUUAGUUCCCUCCAAACUGUGCCAUUACAUUCAUGUGUACUUUUUGUUAUCUUAUUCUCCUCGAAUGACAGAUGUUCCCGUAUAUUACUGCCUGACUAAAAUUAAAUAACUUGUGCCAACUAAUGAUUAAUUAGUUCCCUCAAAUGUAUAAUUUCCCCCUCAGAGGAAACAUUUGUUCCCACAAAUCACUCAUUGGUUUAUUUACAUUUACAGUUUGUUCCCUAAAUGUAGAUUUGGUUCAUUUAAUUUAAAGGAUAUUCCAUAUGUUAUGACUUGUUCCCUUCAGUGACUCAUAGUAUUACUGAUUGGUGUUAUCCAUCUUGCUAAAUCAUAAUAUGUUCCCUCAAAUAUACAAAUUAGUUCCCUGAAGUAAAUCAUUUUUUUACUUAUUUGACUCAUUUGGAUAUAAUUUGAACCUUUUUAAAAAUAUGUUUUUCCUUUCUCCUCACCUGACAAAUGAGUUCCCUAAAAUUAUAACUUUUUUCAUAAUAUUAGUUAUUUGUUCCCUAAAAUUGCUAAUCGGGUCCUUGAAAUAGGAUAUUUGUUGGAAACGUGCUAACGUGCCAUUAACCUGCUCAUUAGUUCCCUAAAGGGACUGAUAGUAUUAAACGAGGUGUGCCAUUAACCUGCUCAUUAGUUCCCUAAAGGGACUGAUAGUAUUAAACGAGGUGUGCCAUUAACCUGCUCAUUAGUUCCCUAAAGGGACUGAUAGUAUUAAACGAGGUGUGCCAUUAACCUGCUCAUUAGUUCCCUAAAGGGACUGAUAGUAUUAAACGAGGUGUGCCAUUAACCUGCUCAUUAGUUCCCUAAAGGGACUGAUAGUAUUAAACGAGGUGUGCCACCAACCUGCUCAUUAGUUCCCUAAAGGGGCUGAUAGUAUUAAACGAGGUGUGCCACCAACCUGCUCAUUAGUUCCCUAAAGGGACUGAUAGUAUUAAACGAGGUGUGCCACCAACCUGCUCAUUAGUUCCCUAAAGGGACUGAUAGUAUUAAACGAGGUGUGCCACCAACCUGCUCAUUAGUUCCCUAAAGGGACUGAUAGUAUUAAACGAGGUGUGCCAUUAACCUGCUCAUUAGUUCCCUAAAGGGACUGAUAGUAUUAAACGAGGUGUGCCAUUAACCUGCUCAUUAGUUCCCUAAAGGGACUGAUAGUAUUAAACGAGGUGUGCCAUUAACCUGCUCAUUAGUUCCCUAAAGGGGCUGAUAGUAUUAAACGAGGUGUGCCACCAACCUGCUCAUUAGUUCCCUAAAGGGACUGAUAGUAUUAAACGAGGUGUGCCACCAACCUGCUCAUUAGUUCCCUAAAGGGGCUGAUAGUAUUAAACGAGGUGUGCCACCAACCUGUUCAUUAGUUCCCUAAAGGGACUGAUAGUAUUAAACGAGGUGUGCCACCAACCUGCUCAUUAGUUCCCUAAAGGGACUGAUAGUAUUAAACGAGGUGUGCCACCAACCUGCUCAUUAGUUCCCUAAAGGGGCUGAUAGUAUUAAACGAGGCGUGCCACCAACCUGCUCAUUAGUUCCCUAAAGGGACUGAUAGUAUUAAACGAGGUGUGCCACCAACCUGCUCAUUAGUUCCCUAAAGGGACUGAUAGUAUUAAACGAGGUGUGCCACCAACCUGCUCAUUAGUUCCCUAAAGGGACUGAUAGUAUUAAACGAGGUGUGCCACCAACCUGCUCAUUAGUUCCCUAAAGGGGCUGAUAGUAUUAAACGAGGUGUGCCACCAACCUGUUCAUUAGUUCCCUAAAGGGACUGAUUUUAAAUAAUGCUCUUUAAACCCAGACUCAGCUUUUUGAGGAAAUAAAUAAAAAACAUGUUAAACUGAGUGGAGCGCGUCACACGUACAACACAUGUUUACUGUCCGUAUUAUAAACACAUUAUUUAUUUUGUAUGACAGAGGAUGAGACUGUGUGUGUGUGUGUGUGUGUGUGUGUGUGUGUGUGUGUGUGUGUGUGUGUGUGUGUGUGUGUGUGUGUGUGUGUGUGUGUGUGUGUGUGUGUGUGUGUGUGUGUGUGUGUGUGACUGUUUGACCUCCGUACCUCAUGACCUCAGUCACACUCGGAGCUGAAAACGUGUGUGUGUGACAAUCUCUCUGUGAUUGUGGUUGUGCAUGUUUUUAAAAAUAAUAAAAAAUAUUAAAAUGA